Messenger RNA from Labeo rohita (rohu), 3533 nucleotides. It is a transcript of the gene tmod2, whose product is annotated as tropomodulin 2. Gene Ontology annotation, cellular component: striated muscle thin filament; myofibril. The transcript has 10 exons. The record is from RefSeq and is a predicted model, not a curated record. Gene Ontology annotation, biological process: muscle contraction; pointed-end actin filament capping; myofibril assembly. Lineage: Eukaryota; Metazoa; Chordata; Actinopteri; Cypriniformes; Cyprinidae. Gene Ontology annotation, molecular function: tropomyosin binding. Bases 191 to 1228 code for a protein of 345 amino acids.
CAUCAGGGCAUUUCUAGUGUCUGGUUUCCUGUGUUGCCGCCCUUGGGCUGAGACAGUGAAGACGGGUGCGGGAAUUUUUGUUGCUUUGCGACUAGGAAUAGGUCAAUAAGGGGUAAAACGCUUGCAGGAAUUUCACUAAGGCACUUAAUCAAACUGGACUGUGGUUUCUCUCUGACGGACGUUGUGAAUCAUGGCUCUUCCGUUUAAGAAAGAUCUGGAGAAGUAUAAGGAGAUCGAUGAGGAUGAGAUUCUGAACAAGCUGUCAGAAGAGGAGCUCAAGCAACUGGAGAGUGCUCUAGAGGAGAUCGACCCCGAGAAUGCUUUGCUGCCAGCCGGACUCAGGCAGAAGGACCAGACUACAAAAGAAGCCACCGGUCCUUUUAACCGUGAUAAACUGCUGCAGUAUCUGGAGAAGGAGGCUAUGGAUUAUAAAGACAGAGACGAUUUUGUCCCCUUCACUGGAGAGAAGAAAGGAAAGGUAUGGAUUCCCAAAAAGAAACCAAUGGAGAUCCAUCAGGAGGAAGCCACGACCCUUGACCCGGAAUUGGAAGAGGCACUUUCUAGCGCUACUGACACCGAACUGCACGACCUGGCAGCUAUUCUUGGAGUGAACACACUGGUGACGAGCACGCAGACUUACGACGGCACCUGUAAAGACGGUUAUAACAAUGUUAUUAAAGGAGAGAAGGUAAAGCCAGUUUUCGAUGAGCCACCAAACCCUACAAACGUGGAGGAAACUCUGCAGCGGAUAAAGUCCAAUGAUUCCUCACUGACUGAGGUCAAUCUCAACAACAUCAAGAACAUUCCAAUCCCGACUCUAAAGGACUUUGCCAAAGCCAUGGAGAGGAACACUCAUGUGAAGAAGUUCAGUCUGGCUGCCACCAGGAGCAACGACCCUGUCGCAGUGGCCUUCUCAGACAUGCUACGAGAGAAUAAGACGCUAAAAAGUUUGAAUCUGGAGUCUAAUUUUAUCACUGGCACAGGAAUUCAGGCUCUGGUAGAAGCUCUGCGGGACAAUGACACGCUUACAGAGAUCAAGAUUGACAACCAGCGGCAGCAGCUCGGUACGUCGACAGAGAUGGAGAUCGCGAAGAUGCUGGAGCAGAAUACGAGCAUCGUGAAGUUUGGGUACCAUUUCACCCAGCAGGGUCCCAGAUCCCGCGCCGCUGCCGCCAUCACAAAAAACAACGACCUGGUGCGGCGGAGGCGAGUAGAGAGGGAUGCGUAGAGCGUGUUCUCCUCUCUCUCUCUCUCUCUCUCUCUCUCUCUCUCACAAGCUCAUCAGACUCUUGUGCCAAACCCUCUGAGGGAGCCGCUUCACCUGAAGAAGGGACACAACUGGAUACUUUGCCUCCCUAAUGUUAAUACUCAAUGAUCUUUUUAUGUAUUAUUAUUAUUGUUAAUUGUUGUUUGUUUUUAUAGCUGCAGCUCCUUUGCAGCCCUUUUGUUUUGCUUGUGUAAAACCUUCUCUGCUCUUUGAGUUCUUUCAAACGAAACUGAACAGGUUGCAACGGUUCCACACAUGCGCUCGAGCGCUAUAGCGAUCUCUUCGUGGAUGGGCUGGAUCAGAACCUGUCGCCCACAUUCGCUCUGAACAAAUCUAGACUCAACUAGACUGGAUCUGCUGUGUUCCCCGCUUAAUGUGAGCUCAUCUAGAUUUGUCGAGUCUGGGUUUGGAGCGCAGGUUUAAACAGAGCCAGCGAGAGUCGCUUUAAUCGUAUCGGACACUCCUCUGUACUCCGGGUUGUGUGUGGAUGUCUUUGGGCGGCUGGGUCGUCUACAAAACUCUCAGCUUCCGUCACGUUCUCUCGUCGGUUUUGUGGCCGAUUGAGACAAUUCAGAUUGUAAAAAUCUCUUCUAUUCCCCAAACGCACCAGCUCAUACUGUGUGUCUGAGGAAUUACAGGGCUAAAUUAAGCUCGGCGCCCCAUUUUCAUCAAAUGUCAUUGGAAAUGGAAAAACGUGUAAUAGAUCAGCACUAAUGACAACCUUCGGUGUAUAAAUGAAGGUCGAUUUGACUUUUUAGGGGUUUAUUUCCACCAAACAAUGCACUAAGGGAUAUUUUCUUCUUUUUUUCAACACAGGAAGUGAGCGUUUAUGUAAUGUAGUUGUCAAUUAUAGAAUUAGAUGGAAGUAUCUUUCCUGUAGAUAAAUUUGAAAUUUUAAUACCAUGCCAAAGACUAAUACCUACAUACUCUCAUUUUCAGGACUCUAGUUGAGGUCAGACAAGACAUAGGGGUUUAGAUUUUAUUUUUUGAGUUUGUUAAAGGUAUGUUUCUCCCUAAAAGAAAUUGCAGAAUUUAUUGCCCUAAAUUGUUCCAAACCUGCAUGCUGUUAUUUUUUUGUAUAGAACACAAAAGGUGAAUUUUAAAAGGAUUUUCACCGUUUCUGGAACGGCUGUCAAAAAAAAAAAAAUGCUCACUGUAGCUUAAAAUAAAUUUAAUAAAAAAAAAGGUUCGCCAUCAACCGAUCGCCAGAUGGCUUAGAAUAAAACGCACAAGAGAGAUUUUGUAUUUAAAAAAUAACCAGAUAUGGGUUUGGAGCAAUGUGAGGAUGAGUAAAUGGCAAAACGUUCAAGUUGUGGUGGAUUAUUUCUUUAGUUUAUGUAGGAUCUCUGCAUCUACAGGAAAUGAGGGAACUAGUUGAACGAGAGCGAGAGGGAUGAGAAUAGUUUAAUCUUAAAUAGCAACCAAUUCUGGAAGCGUUCAGCGGUCCUGAGCCCAGAACACACAUGCACGCUUGUGCUUGUGAUCGCAUGCAUGAUUGCAAUGUAAAGCAAAGCUUUAUCUUUUCACUAAAGCGAUCUAACAUGCUUUCGUAACACCAGUGUAAAAUACUGAAUUAACCUUUAUACCGCUUGCCAUUUUCUGUGAGCUUGUACGUCCUACGGUUCAUUGAUUGUGGUUUAUAAUGUAGAGCACAGAUGCCUUGGCACGUUUUCGAGGAAGGUGGUGAAGCCACCAAAUGGACUUUCAAAAGUAUGGCAUCUCGGACCGAGCGGUCUGAGAUUAUAUAGCUGGAUUACACAGGGGAACAUGUUGUACACCUGCUUUAAAAGCAAAAGCUAGGACCAAGUUUGAAUUUUUCCUUUUCUCACCUUGACGUUGCGUUUCGUUGUUUUGUACUGUUCUGUUUUGUAAGAGCCUUGUGUAUCAAUUGACUUUCUUUUCUUUGUGAACAAAUGCUGAAUUGCGUGUAUGAAAUCAUGUUUUUUUUUCAGGUUAUGGUUCGUGUUUCAUUCCAUCUUUGUUUGAUUAUGGGUUAAAGGUUCUUGCUUUGCUGAAAGCUUGUGCUUGUAAGAAAGAGCUGUGCAGUUCAUUGGAAAUAUCCAUCUCAAAUCCUCUUCAGAAGAUUCCACACAUAUAUAGAUAUGCAUAUAAAUAUCAUGUAUCGUGAAUGCCUCUUAUAUUGCCGCAAUUUUGUAUGUUGAUACUACAUGUCUGGAUUCCAGAAGAGGAAAUCUUGUUAUGUACUGUUAAUAACACACAACUCUGUAAAGUAUCAGACGUCCUCAAUAAAAUGUAUGUUUUUACA